Messenger RNA from Anoplophora glabripennis (Asian longhorned beetle), 3071 nucleotides. Its product is annotated as leucine-rich repeats and immunoglobulin-like domains protein 2. Bases 200 to 2695 code for a protein of 831 amino acids. NCBI's taxonomy places the organism in Eukaryota, Metazoa, Arthropoda, Insecta, Coleoptera, Cerambycidae. Gene Ontology annotation, molecular function: protein binding. The record is from RefSeq and is a predicted model, not a curated record. The transcript has 8 exons.
GUCGGGUGUUGUGUCUGUGUAAUGCGUCGAUCAGUAUGUUAGAAAUUUAGUGAUUUUUUACAUAAAAAAUAUAAUUCAUUAAUAAAAUAUAUUAUGAAUGUAUUGUUAAGUAAUUAAAAUAAGCGGGACAGUAUCGAACUACGGGUAUUUAUCAUAAUUUUGAGCAAAUUAUGAUGGAAAAUAUUGUGUUUUUUUCAAAAUGGUGGGUGUUUGUUUUUGGAUUUUCAAUAUUAUUUUGAUUAUCAAUUCGUGCUUUGCAAAAGUCAAAGAUUGUCCCGAAGUUUGUAAUUGCUUAGGAUCUUAUGUUGACUGUGGUUCAAAUAAGUUGAGCAAAAUACCUUCCAAUUUACCAAAUUGGACCAACGUUUUAACUUUACAAAAUAAUUCGAUAAAAAAGCUCUCUGAUGUUAACUGGAAACAUUUCUCAGAGUUGAAGGAGCUCAUAUUAAAUAAAAAUAAUAUCGUUAGUAUUCCCAAAGACGCUUUACAUUAUCAAACACAGUUGAAAGUACUGGAACUGAAUCGUAAUAAAUUAAAAGUAAUAGAGGCUUUAACAUUCAAAUCAUUAGACCAUCUAACCACAUUAAAAUUAAAGAGGAAUCAAAUAAACGAGCUUAAAGAUGGAGCAUUUUAUGGCUUAACAAGAAUAGAUAAACUGAUAUUAGAUUAUAACCACUUAAGAGUUAUUUCAAAAAGUUGGUUGUAUGGAUUAGAAAGCUUAAAAGAACUUUCUUUGAGUCACAACUUGAUUAACAAAAUCGAUCUCGAUGCGUGGGAAUUCUGUCAAACUCUAUUUAUUCUUGAUCUAUCAUUUAAUAACUUAGAAUCUAUCGAAGCUGAUACUUUUAAAAAUCUUGGACAAUUGCAAAAAUUGUCCUUGAAUAACAAUAAUAUUACAUACAUCAAAGAAAAUGCUUUUGUGCAUUUGCCAAGGUUGAAGGUUUUAAACUUAAAUAACAACCAAAUUUCAUGGACUAUUGAAGAUACAAACGGAGUUUUUCAAGGCCUUGGUGAUUUAGUGAAAUUUCAUUUAUCUGGUAACAAAAUUAAAUCGAUCAGUGCUGAUGCUUUUGUUGGUUUGAAAAAUGUAACCUACUUAAACUUGGGAAAUAAUAAUAUUACUUCUAUACAAAACAACGCAUUUUCUGAAGUACCCUUGUUGAAGGAUCUUAUUAUUAACACAACGAGUCUUUUGUGUGAUUGUAACCUUCGCUGGUUUGUGGAUUGGCUUAAUUUAAAACAACUAAAGUUGCAAGCUGCGAUUUGUUCUUAUCCUGAUGGACUGCGUGGUCAGUCAGUUGUAGAAGUAACCAAAAAUUUAACAUGCGGUAAGAAUAUGAUUUGCGAAUUGAAAUUUUUGUAUACGGUGUAUUACCUUUUAGAUGAAUUACCAAAACUCCGAUUAAUAGAAGAACCUGAUCCAGAAAUAAUGGCCUUAAAAGGAGAAAAUAUUACCUUAAACUGCAAGGCCAUAUCAAGUUCGCCAGGUGCUAUGACUUUUUUAUGGAAAAAGGAUAAUAUUGAGUUACUAAACCCAAAUGUCAUAGUAAAAUCUCGUACAGAUCCUGAUGGCAAGUCUACUGAGACAAGCUCAGUGCUAAAUUUGAUCCAUGUGGAGCAUUCUCAUGCAGGAAAAUAUCAGUGUGUUGUUUCUAAUAGUUUUGGCACUACAUACUCACAGAAGUCGGCAAUAUCUGUUUUGGUUUAUCCAACGUUCAUAAAAAUGCCAAAAAACGUUACAGUGAGAGCUGGAGAAACAGUGAAAUUGGAGUGUGCAGCAAAUGGCGAACCUACUCCUGAAAUAGCGUGGCAUAAAGAUGGUGGAAAUGAUUUUCCGGCUGCUCGUGAAAGACGGAUGCAGGUUAUGCCCCAUGAUGACGUAUUUUUCAUUGUGAAUGCUAAACCAAUUGACAUGGGAGUAUACAGCUGCACUGCACAUAACCCUGCAGGGAUCGUUGUAGCCAAUGCGUCAUUAACUGUUCAGGAGAAACCAUCAUUUAUUAAAGCUAUGGAGGAUAAGGAGUUUGCCGCAGGAGAAGAUAUGGUUUUGCCUUGCUUGGCUAAAGGUUUGCCAAAACCCACGAUAACUUGGUUGAAGGAUGGAGAAACUAUUGUUAGGACUGAGAGGCACUUUUUUAUACAUGAAGAUCAGUUACUGAUUAUUGUGGAUUCUGUGAAGACAGAUUCUGGUGUUUAUGAAUGUCAUUUAAACAACUCGCUUGGCGAAAAAGUUGGUCAAAGCAGGAUCAUCGUUAAACAAACUACAUACGAUACAAGUAAUAUGAUGGGAAUAAUAAUAAUAACAGUUGUUUGCUGUGCUGUUUUGACUUCCAUAAUCUGGGUGGUGAUAAUAUAUCAAACUCGUAAACGCAUGUCUCCACCUGUUAUUCAGACUGAAAUGCAGGAACUUCCCGAUAUGACUGAAACGACACGAGCGCAUCAAUUGCAAUUACAUCUUUGCCCUGAUAAUAUUUCUGACCACUCGUCAUCUAAAGACAGUGGGACAGGUGAUUCUGCUAAACGCAGCAAUGAUGACUUAGGACCGGAGGAAUUCACUAUGAUUAUAAAUGGUGAUGUAGCAAUGGAAAUGAAUAACUCACAUGUACCGUUAUUACUUUAUCCCCGGUCAACAAAUCAUGAUCGGUUCGUCAGUGUUGAGGUUUCUGCCUCAGAAACACCACCCAAAGAUGUGUAAAAUUUACCUUUAAUAGGAAUUUGGAAAAUUUUUCACGCAUAUUUUAUAUUUUACAUAAAUGGCUUUAAUUUUAUUAUACUAUGUAUAUACAACUAUAUAAUUUAUUUUAGCGAGAAUAAGCCUUUGAUUUGUUUAAGCUUUAAUUACAGUAUUUUUACAUUUACAUGUAGCUGUGUUUGUAUCACAAGCGGUAUAGUGGUUUAUUAUAAUCAAGUAAGUGUUGCCACUUAUUUACAUUUGAGUCAGUUUGCAACUUAGUAAAAAGUGGCGGUCAUGUACAAAUAAGUGUGUGCAGUGGAAAAUUAUAUUUAAUUUUAUGUUACAAAAAAUUUUAGUAUGAUUUUUUUUUUAAUAGGACUUGUUAAUUUUUUUCACA